Gaeumannomyces tritici R3-111a-1 is the source of this 1074-nucleotide messenger RNA. RefSeq lists its product as hypothetical. The coding region runs from base 1 to 1074 and encodes 357 amino acids. The record is from RefSeq and is a predicted model, not a curated record. The transcript has 3 exons. Gene Ontology annotation, cellular component: RNA polymerase II transcription regulator complex. Gene Ontology annotation, molecular function: DNA-binding transcription activator activity, RNA polymerase II-specific; transcription cis-regulatory region binding. Lineage: Eukaryota; Fungi; Ascomycota; Sordariomycetes; Magnaporthales; Magnaporthaceae.
AUGGAUUACUCGCAGGCCACCUACUUCCCGGGCGCCCAGCCAUACCAGUUCAUCGGCAUGCCGCCCUUGACGCCGUCACAUUCCACCUCGGGGCCGUCUGAAGAUUUCAACACGACCUCACCUCCAGACGUCUACUCCGAGUACCCAAACGACCAGUACGCGGCAAAUUUCGACGGCUACCCUUCGGGCUUCAGCCACGGCCUCCCCGACCAGCAGCACCACCAGCCCGCCCCGGGGGGCGGCGUCUUCCCCGUCGCCGGCCCGCCGACGCCGCCCAACAACAACGCCCUGCACGCGUCGCACGCCCACGCCGCCCAGGUACUCAACGGCGGGGCCGUGCCGCCGCAGCACCAGGCGGCGGCGCCCGGCGGGGUGCUGCCCAAGGAGGAGUUGCUGGACGAGCAGCUGGCCAACAGCCGGAGGGGAGGGUCGCAGUCGGGCGAGGAGGGGGACAAGCUGACGCCGACCCAGCACAAGCGCAAGGCACAGAACCGAGCUGCUCAACGAGCAUUCCGCGAGCGCAAGGAGCGUCACGUCAAGGACCUCGAGGCCAAGCUCGCGUCGCUCGAGGCGGCCCAGCAGCAGGCAACAACCGAAAACGAAAGACUCAAGCGGGACCUGCAAAAGGUCAGCACCGAGAACGAGAUACUACGGGCGACGUCGUCGCUGUCCGGGGCCGGCAGCCCAAACGGCAGCUCCGGGAGGGGGGGCGGCGGCGGCGGCUCUUUGGGCGGCGGCAACGAUUCCACCUCGACGGCCCAACUAACGACGGGCCCCAUGACGUACAACCCGACCGACUUUUACUCGGACCUGCUCGCGGGCCACGACAACAAGACGCUCAACCACCGCAUCGUGCUGAGCGACUCGGGCGAGCGCCUCUACGACGCGAGCGCCACGUGGGAGUACAUAAUCAACCACGACCUCUUCAAGGCCAACCGCCUCGACAUUGCAGACAUUAGCAACCGCCUCAAGGGCCGCGCCAAGUGCGACGGCCAGGGGCCCGUCUUUGAGGAGGGCGCCAUACGCGACGCCCUUGAGCAGAGCAUGGCCUCGGGCAGCGACUCGCUAUUAUGA